GCAAUCCCACGUUGUUAUUCCGGUUGAACUCCCCACUUCCAAAGCGUACGGUGAUUCUUUCUUCUAUUCUUCUCUAACGCCGAUUCUUGGCAAAUGUGAAGCCAAAGCAAUCAGAAGUUCCAACGCUUGCGAAACGGGUAGCGUGCUGGUGAGCUUUCUCAUUUAUAUUGGCUUGCUUUGGUGGUGAUUGACGGGAAGGUCACACGAGGUCGUGUGAAUGGACUUUUGUACGGACGUUUACGUGUAAAUGGUGCUCUUCCGCCGGAGUGUAUAUAUCUCCAGGGUGAGCACAGCAUACCAUCCAAAGCACAACUAUCAAGUUCAGUUGCUGCCUGCACAUCUGCACUCCCUGAAGUCCAGUAUAAUCAUCCUUGGAAGGAGAACAAAGUGCUUCAAAACUUCAGGCGCAUCGAGGAUUCAUAUGCAACUUUACAAUUUCAGCGGAAAUCCGGAGUCACCUUUCAGUUUUGUUCGUCAACCUGCACAAUUCGACGCAAAAGAAGCGCAUCUGUUGGAUUGUGACAAGCUAUCAUGGUUCUAGGUACACUUUUGGUUGCUGGGAUCGGCUAUAAGGCGUACGUCGUUUAUAAUAGAAGGAAGGAGAGGACAGCAAAGAAGAACGAUCCAGAACUGAUCUUUCACGCAAACGAUCAGCAAGAGGCGAACAUCGCUUCUAAUAUUAAGAAGAAGAAGAAAGCAAAGAAGAACGAUCCAGUACUGAUCUUUCACGCAAACGAUCAGCAAGAGGCGAACGUCGCUUCUAAUAUUAAGAAGAAGAAUGAAGCAAAGAAGAACGAUCCAGAACUGAUCUUACACGCAAACAAUGAGCAAGAUGACGCCAGCGAGAGGAAGAUCAAGAAACGUGCCAUCCACGGAAGGCUGAUCUAUGGGAUGUACGACAGGUUCAAAGACAAACCUGCAAAAAAAUACCAGAAAUGGUGGACCAAGGUGCACUAUGACCUGGUCCCUUUGGAGUCAGUCUUCACUGAGGACGAGCUUCAUCUCUAUGCAAAAGAACUGCACGAGGAGCGUCAGAACAUGUACUUCGGUGUCUUCCGACGAAAUAAGGAGAGACCUUCAGCCGAGGCUCCAGACUGGGUAGUCGCCAUCCGGGGAACUAAGCUCUCGGCUUGGGCGGAUCUCCAAAACGAUCUUGGCAUCGUUCUGGAGACACUGAACUCUUCAACACUGAUCGCACUUCUGUACUAUGUGGUCUGGCGUCUCUGUGCGCAACAUGGGUACUGCAACGUGAACGUGACCGGUCAUUCACUCGGGGCCGCAGCGGGCUUGAUGGUCUGUCGAAGGCUGGCACUCGAAGGCUGUCUGGUCGAGGGUCACUUCUUCAAUCCUCCGUUCACCACUCUGGAAUCGCUGGCGCGCAGCUGUGCACAUUUUGUGGAACGUGUUAUUAUAGAUGCAUUGCCUGAAAGGGUUGGACACUUCUAUGACCUUGCUAAGAGCACUGGUAAAUCGUUAUACCAUGAAGUGGCUGGCACCGACACCGAAAACGCCACCAGGAGAAAACAAGCAUUAGCCGAGUUCAAGACACUGGCCAAAGCCAAUUGGUCUCCGUAUCUCUAUGUGAACAAACAUGACUUCAUCUGCUGUGAGUUUCUCCAACACUUCACGAAUGGACCCGUCGGUGAGGAUCCGAAGAAGUGGUACUCUUCCUUCACCGAGUUAAGCAAGAAGUUUCUGGGAGAGAAGUUUCGGAGAGAGACGGAGACGUUCCAUCUGUUUCCUUCUGCACAUUUGGUUAUGAUUGAGACACACUUGUUCCGGCCCGUUUCAGCACACAAGUUGUGGAACUGGAUCGAUCCACAUCUCUCAUAUAAAUUCAAGCACGCCAAACUCAUCCAAUGACCUUACCUAGAAGGGCAUUGGACGAAAGCCCGAAACUGUUGGACCUUGCCAAGCUAAGAGUACCGCAGCCUCAGCACGAUCCAUGUUCCACUGUUUUUUGCACUGCGUUCCGAGUUUCGACGCAGACGCGAGCGCUGCCGAAGCCUCCGAUCAAGUAAUUUCUCAUGAGCUCGCCAGUUCAACGGAAGAGCAACGGGGGAGAAUAUUACGGAUUUGAAAAAAGGCUACCUAUCCUCUAUCGUAAAUGCUACGAUAUGUAAAAUAUGUAAAUAUGUAAAUUCUAAAUUCUAAAUUCUAAAUACCUUGCGUGUGU
This is a messenger RNA of Marchantia polymorpha subsp. ruderalis, 2176 nucleotides long. NCBI's taxonomy places the organism in Eukaryota, Viridiplantae, Streptophyta, Marchantiopsida, Marchantiales, Marchantiaceae. The record is from the annotation of a GenBank genome assembly.